AAGAGCCAAUAACUCGUGCGCAAAGAGAGGAAUCGUAGACUUUCAAACAAACACAUGUGCAAUACUCAAGAAACGUUGAACAAAGGCUCCUUUGUUCUCUGGUGUUUUCGCAUUUUAAUUCUUUAACUCGAUUCUGAUGUUUGUGUUGGCCUCAGUGUUGCGCCUCGUUUGUGCGUGCGCGAUCGAUCAGUCUGUCAUGUUUUUAUAAUUGAAUAUACGCGCAAAGUUUUUUUUACGCGAGACUGAUGACGUUUCCGGCCUUCGAGACGACUGAUAAAGCUUGCUUCUCAUUAGUGAUGUACGUUUAAUCUAUUGACAAGUAAGCGGACUUUUCGUGUUAAGUGAACGUCGGGAAAGAUGCGCUUCCGCGAUGCUGCCCGCGUGUUUCUAACUCUUGGCUGUAGAGUGUGAUAACCGAUUUCGAGAGAUUUUAUUCGAUAUUAAUGGUGAUAAUCCGUUCAGCGCUAUACAAUGGAUUUCUUUAUCAAGAUCUUGUUGCUAACGGUCGGGGCGCUUCUUAUAUGUUUUGCAAAAUGUGCGGAAACUUUCGCUAAAGGAAUGAACAGCAGCCUGGAAACCGGCGCAGAUCGGGGCAAUAUAACGUCGACAUUCUUAAAUAUCGAUCGAAGGAAGAAUGGGGAUCAGCGUUACUGGUACGAGCACUUGGACGACGUGGACAAAAUGCUGAAAAGCAAAACCGAUAUCCUGUCCCGCCGUCUGAAGAUUGACAUAGACCGGUUGCGAAAUAAGACCAAUCAGAUAGAACUGAUGUUUCUGGUCGAUGCGUCCGGUUCGGUCGGCGCGGAGAAUUUCCGCAGCGAGCUGAACUUCGUGACGAAGCUCUUGUCGGAUUUCACGGUGGACGCGACGGCCGCUCGCGUCGCGAUUAUCACUUUUGGCAGUCCAAGGAACGUAACCCGCAAUGUUGAUCAAAUCUCCAGACACGGAGGAAACGAUCACAAGUGUUACUUGCUGAACAAGCAGUUCAACGAAAUCGCUUAUAGUGGCGGAGGAACUUACACGCGUGGUGCGCUUCUCGAAGCGUUGGCGAUUCUUGAAAAAAGCCGUGAAGAAGCGAGUAAAGUGGUAUUUCUGAUCACCGAUGGCUUCAGCAACGGUGGUGAUCCACGACCUGCUGCCAAUCUCUUGAAAAACGCAGGUGCAACGGUAUUCACGUUUGGUAUCCGCACAGGCAAUGUGGAAGAACUGCACGAUAUUGCCAGUUUUCCCGGGUAUACGCAUAGUUACCUGCUUGACAGUUUUGCGGAAUUUGAGGCUUUGGCACGCCGCGCUUUACAUCGUGAUUUAAAAACUGGACAGUAUGUGCCCGUGACUUUGUCCACCGAUUGUAACAGCUUGUGCGCAGAAAGCACAACGAAUCAAACUUGCUGCGACGAUCGAGCAAUUUGUACCUGCGGCACUGCAACUGGUCAUUACGCCUGCAUUUGCCCACCUGGUUAUUUCGGUUCUGGUCUUAAAGACACCUGUCAACCAUGUCAAAAUGGAACGUAUGCUUCGGAGAACAUUUAUGGGGAUUCUACGUCAGUGUGCAUACCUUGUCCAGAUGUGAAUCAUGUUACGAUCAAAGUGCCCGCGGUUUCAGUGAACGAUUGCGUGUGUGCUUCUGGUUUUACCACAGACGGUUUGAAAUGCGAAGCUAUAACAUGCCCGAAGUUAAAAGUCCCAGAUAACGGUUAUUUGGUAAAAGCGAGUGCCUGCAGCAACGUGGUGCACGCGGCAUGUGGUAUAAGAUGCAAGAUCGGUUUCCACCUUACAGGAGACAGCAUUCGGCUUUGCAGAAAGAAUGGCUCUUGGUCCGGCAACGAACCGCAAUGUUUACUGAAGACAUGUCCAGCGAUCCGUCCACCCGCACACGGCCAUAUGAAAUGCGAACAUGAUGAAGACUAUCAGCAUCAUUUCAAAGAAGAUUCUACCGUCUAUCCGAUCGAUACUCGUUGUCUAUUCAAGUGCGACGUUGGUUACCAGCUUCGCGGCAGUAAAGUGCGCAAUUGCUUACCUUUAUCUCGAUGGGAUGGUCUGAAGGUCACUUGCAAAGCUGUGAAAUGUGAACCUCUUCCCAAACUCGAAAAUGGCGAUAUUAUCCCGGAAAUAUGUGUCGGUGCAGCGAAAGUUCCUUUCGCUAUUAACUGCAGCAUUAGCUGUCGCGAAGGUUUCAUUCUAGUAGGACCUUCCAGCAAAUCGUGCUCUGGACGCGCGGGAAUUUGGUCACAACGUCAUAAUGUUAAUCAAUGCGUGGACAAAGUGCCACCUUCCAUAAAGUGUCCAUCCGACAUCGUCAUGGAAACCGCAAAAGAUCAGAAUUACGCAUAUGUAAAUUGGUCGACACCGGAGGUGACAGAUAACGCGGCUGAACCACCCAUCGUGUGGACGAAACCGCACAUCAUUUUUCCGUGGAAGGCGAAAAUCGGCACGCGCAUUGUCGUGUAUAUAGCGCAAGAUGCGGGCGGUAACAAAGCCAGAUGCAAAUUCAAAAUCAAAGUUCUUGACAGAGAACCACCGAUGGUCGAGAAUUGUAACGACCCGCCAAUAUUUUAUACCGAACUCGGUAAGGGUCUUGAAAACGUGAUAUGGGAGGAACCUGUCUUUUAUGACAAUUCGAGGACGUCGGUGCAAGUUAAUCAAAGUCACCGGCCUGGUGAAGGCAUCUUUCCGAUUGGCCAAACAAGAGUCUUCUACAGUGCUACCGAUAAGUAUGGCAAUCUGGCAAAUUGUGUGUUGAAUAUUACAGUAGAAGAUGUGUGUGAAAGCUUGAAAGCACCUGUUAAUAGCCGGUUAAAUUGCUCCUCGACGGGCGAUCACGAGAGACAAUGUGUUGUAAUCUGUAAUAGUGGCUACGGCUUCGCUAUCGAACCGAUGAAUUUCAAUGUUGUUAAUGACGAACUAUUGUUAAAAUGUAAUUUGGGCAAUCAUACAUGGGAGGACAAUAAUCUGCCGGAAUGUUCAGAAACCCAAGUACCAAAGACAAUAUCUCAGGAAGGAAACGUAAUAUUGCAAAAUAAUGGUAACACGAUAUGUGCCAACCAAACUACUCUUUAUGAAUUAAAUGAUCACAUCAACAACAAUUUGAAAUUGAAACUAAAUGAUAUUUGCGGUAAUGACGUUGAAUGUAAUUUAAUCAACUUCGAUCCUGAGUGCAAAGAUUUAUUAUCACCUGAGAAUUUCAAUGACAACCUGAUAAGAAAACGAAGAAACCAGCCCGAAAAUAAUCCCACGCGAUCUACAAAUAUUUUCAAAGACAAUCAAAUAAUAAUAAUCAAGAGACUGAGACGCACAAUCAAUUUUAAUUCUAAUUCCUAUCAAAAUAAAACUAGACCCAAACGAAAGAGGGAAAGGAUAGACAUUAAAUUCAAGUUCAUAGGCAGAAUAAUCAAUGAGAACUUCGAAAAUCCCAAACGAGGAGUGCAGAAAUUGCGAGAAAAAAUCAAUGCGAUGAUGCAGAUGGGAAAAUUAGAUUUACUCAAUAAUAGAACUAAUCAGGAGAUUGCCAAGCUCGCUUUGAAUUUACAUCUUGUAUUCAAGGAACCUCAAGGACUUUGCGAUCCUGGGAACAUGUUCAAGAAAUACAGCUGCGUGAAAUGCCCUACGGGUACUUUUCACAAUUCUACUACUAAAAUUUGUCAACCAUGUCCGUUCGGAUAUUAUCAAAAUACGACUGCUUCAUUGAAGUGCACACUCUGUCCGGAACAUACUUUUACGAAGAGGAUGCAUGCAAAAUCUCUAAAAGAUUGCAUUCCCAUAUGCCGAGCAGGAUAUUACUCUCGACGUAAACGCUACCAAGGCUCAGGUAUGGCCAUGGAGCCUUGUUUUACGUGUGACAUUGGCUUUUAUCAGCCAAAUUAUGGACAAACUCAAUGUAUGCCAUGUCCACUAAAUACAACAACUGAGAGACGUGGCUCAACAGAUAUCGGACAUUGCUUAUCACUGUACGACAAGGAAAUUGAUGAUUGUCGGGUGGACCCGUGCUUAAAUGGAGGUCGAUGUGUUCAGUCUGAAAAUGAUUUCGUUUGUGUAUGUCAAGAGUAUUAUGUAGGAUCGAAAUGUGAAAUGUUUAGAAAUCCAUGUGAUUCUUCCCCAUGUUUGAACGAAGGGGUGUGCAAAAUACAAAAAUAUUACAAUAAUUCUAUAACGUACAAUUGUACGUGUAAGAACAGUUAUACAGGUGUCAAUUGUGAGAUUUAUAUAGACGAAUGUUCUACUAAUCCUUGUGAAAACGGAGGAACAUGUGUGAGUACCGCAACCGAUUUCACCUGCAUUUGUAAGGAUGGAUUUGAAGGUCAAUUUUGCGAGAUAUCGAUGGAUCAUUGCGAACUUAUGCCCUGCGAGGAAGGAUCUAUAUGUCGCACUAUAGACGGGACCUGGAAAUGCUUCUGCAAGCCUGGAUUCCUGGGACGUCAUUGUAACUUGUUACCCUGCGACUGGUUGCCGUGUCACGCAAACGCGAUUUGCAUCAACGUCAAAGAAGCAAAUGCGACGCGAAGAAGUUACAGAUGCGAGUGUCCCGAUGGAUACACAGGGGAGGAUUGCACGACCAAGACCAACCACUGUGAAAGUUCGCCCUGCUUAAACAAUGGGAAUUGCAUUAACUACAUUUUCAAUUACACUUGCGACUGUCCCGUUCUUUUCACUGGACGCAAUUGCGAAACGGAACUGUCGUCUGAUUAUGCGAUACGCUUUACCAAGUCCGGCACUACGGAUUACGUCAUUAUGAAAGGACCUACGAAGGAUCUUUCUCAGUUGUCUGUUUGCUUAUGGUUACAUUCAGUAGACAGCUUCAAUUAUGGUACAGUGUUGUCGUACGCCACGACGUUCGACGAUAAUGUUUUCACUCUGACGGACUAUAAUGGAUUUGUCUUGUACAUUAACGGGGAGAAAGUCGUCACCGAUAUUAAAGUUAACGAUGGUUACUGGCACUUUUUAUGCGUUACUUGGGAGAGUGAGUCUGGCUCCUGGCGUGUGUUCAUCGAUGGUAUUCUCAAGGACAGCGGUGUUAAUUUAGCUCAAGGAACCGUCAUACAAGCCAAUGGAUCUCUUGUUAUCGGGCAAGAGCAGGAUCGCCUGGGCGGUGGAUUUUCCGAGGCGGAAGCGUUCUUGGGAAAGCUUAGCUUGCUGGAUAUGUGGGAAACCGUGUUGAACGAACAUAAUAUCACAACGUUGUGGAACAGUUGUGAACAAUAUCAUGGGAACGUCGUAGCAUGGGCACACGUACGACAAUACAUUCAUGGCGACGUUUUGAUAUUAGCAAGCCCGUUUUGUCGUGGCUGCCCUUUACCCGUAGUGCCUUUCAAAGGUAACUUUAACGUGAGCGAAGAUUUGUCAGAGGUAACGUACUACUGUGACAACGGAUACGUAAUUCGGUUUGGCGGCAAGGAAUACAAAUCCUUCAAGAGAAAAUGUCUUAAGCACGGUCAAUGGGAAGGAUAUGACACACCGACUUGUACAAAAAUAAAGUGCGGCUUUCCGGGAAACUUCCCACGCGGAUACAUUCAAGGCAGAUCAUAUUCAUUCGGAGAUAAAAUAUAUUACUUUUGUGCCAAUGGCUAUGAGCUGCGGGGGAAUCCUCAUCGAAUUUGCAAUUCCGAUGGGAAGUGGAUAGGAGUGCCUCCGAUUUGCAUAGGUACAACAUGCAAAAACUUGCUCGCACCGGAAAAUGGAGAUAUAGAAUACAUAUUGGAGGAAAAUGAAAGGGACGACAUCACGAUACUGCAGGCUGGCCAACAAUUGGAAUUUAAAUGUAAUCUUGGGUACCAUUUGGUGGGAGAAAGAUAUUUGACAUGCUUAGAAACUGGAAUUUGGGAUCAUGACAGGCCAACUUGUAUACCUUAUGGAUGUCCGUCGCCAAAACGAUUAGAACACGGGUACAUCAGCUUCCAGAAUUCCGACAAGUUUGAGAAUGGAACUUUUAUUUAUAAUCCUGAAGAAAAUACAAUAGACGAUCUUUCAGGAAGAACGUAUUAUUAUGGUGAUGUUAUUAGUUUCUCUUGCCAUAAGAGCUACAGAUUCCGUGGAAGUAACAGUUCAUUAAUGGAAUUCAAACUCCAAUGUUCUGAUAACGGUACUUGGACGGGUUUCAUUCCCGAUUGCGUACCACGUGUAUGUCCCUGGCCAGCUCCCAUGAAAGAUGCAAAUAUCUUCCUCAAAAAGCAAGAUAAUACUACAAUGAAAAUUCCGAUGAGGAAUGAUACAAUAUCGGAUAACGAUUAUUUAGAGGAGAAUAGCGAAGGUACAGCGGUAAGGAAAGUUUCUCCGGAAAUGUUCGUUUCCGGUGUAGAAAUCAUCAUUGUCUGCGAUCCGGGAUACGAAUUAAUCGGAGACGAAGUCAGAACAUGUACCGAGGAAGGAAGUUGGUCAUCAGCUUCCGCUUUCUGCGAGCUUCGCAACUGUUCCUUCGGGGAUCAUCCGAUUCUUAAAUUUUUCACAAAAUUAUGGGACAAAGAGUAUUUCAAGAACGAUACAAAUAUUGCACAGCUUGAAUUCGAUGAGAAAUGGAACAGUGUGGGAAACAUCACGGGCACAUAUAAGAAUUUCGAAGUACUUAUCGAAGGGAAAAGUUACAGGCAACGAAUAGCCUUAUCGUGUCGUAAUAAUACGCGAAUGAAUUUAAAUGGGAUCAUUACUAAUGUAACUACUUCGAACAUAACAUGGAUUUGUAAUGAGACUGCGAAAUGGGAGAUCUUGAAUUUAUCGUUACAGCAAUAUAUAUUCAGCGAACGACUGUUGAACGAUUCGCUACAGGUCUGCGAUAGAUCAUGUGCGUUCCCACAGAUACCAGAACAUGGAUAUAUAGACAACAAUAAUAACACCGACAUGGAUAUUAAUGGUCGCAAGGCAGUGGACAGUGUCAUCACUUUCAAGUGUCGUCACGGAUAUAUACUUCAGGGUAAUAAAGAAUCAAUCUGUUUGUCCGACGGUACGUGGUCUGCUUUACCUUUCUGCAAAGCUGUAGUAUGCGGAGAACCACCUAUCCUUGCUAAUGCAAUAUUGAAGAAAGAUAUCGACAGAACUCAAAAUUUCACUUUUGGCAACAUGGUUUCUUAUCAAUGUGUGCCAGGGUAUCGUAUAUUUGGACAAGCAAGCUUAAGAUGUCUAGGAAGCGGAAAAUGGUCCAGAAUGAAUGGCAAAUGUUCAAAAAUAUCAUGUGGUAAGCCACAGAUCCAAUAUGGAAUCGUACUUCGUGGUCGUUCAUAUUUGUUCCAAGAUCAACUAAUUUAUGUGUGUCCUGAUAACAAAGAACAAGGAGUAAUAACGUGUCAAGCUGAUGGAAAAUGGAGCGGAUUAUUGAAAUGCGACGGAAGUAAAAGCAUGUAACUCGCUUGUAACAAUGGCUAAGAAAAUUCGAUGCAA
Harpegnathos saltator (Jerdon's jumping ant) is the source of this 7362-nucleotide messenger RNA. RefSeq names its product sushi, von Willebrand factor type A, EGF and pentraxin domain-containing protein 1. The record is from RefSeq and is a predicted model, not a curated record. NCBI's taxonomy places the organism in Eukaryota, Metazoa, Arthropoda, Insecta, Hymenoptera, Formicidae. The transcript is spliced from 32 exons. Bases 472 to 7326 code for a protein of 2284 amino acids. Gene Ontology annotation, molecular function: calcium ion binding.